AUGAUGCGGUCAUUACACGGCCAACUUGCCAUCGCAUUGGUACUGGCUUCUUCUGUUCUAACCAUCGCUCAAUCUCAGAUUGGAGACAUUGACGAUUCUCCAUUUUACGAUCCCAGCUUGGCUGGAAAAACUUACUUGGAGAAGGACGGUGCUAUAGAAGCUUCUUCUGUUAUGAGCUCAGCCGACUCGGCAUCGGCACAACAGGGCUUCAUGCUGUCCUUUUUAAUGAUCAUCGUAUCUGAAGUGGGUGACAAGACAUUCUUGAUCGCUGCUAUCAUGGCAAUGAAACAUUCUCGGCUUGUGGUCUUUGCAGGCGCGUUCUCAUCCUUGUUUGUCAUGUCCGUUCUAUCUGCUUUCCUUGGCCACGUAGUUCCUAAUCUGUUGCCAGCCGCUUAUACCACCUGGUUGGCUGCAGUGCUCUUUUUCUGCUUCGGUGUCAAGAUGUUGAGUGAGGCGUAUAAAAUGAAAGGUGAUGAAGCUCAAGAAGAAAUGGCUGAAGUCGAAGAAGAACUUAUGGAGGCCGAAGAUCGAGAUAAUCUUCGAAAAAUCAAUACCGAAGAAGUCGGCGGCCUGGAGUCUCCACAUGAGAAGAAAACCGAACAGCUCAAGGAUGGCAUCGUUAAUUUAAUGCAACUGGUCUUCUCCCCUGUCUUUGUACAGACCUUCAUACUUACGUUUUUGGGUGAAUGGGGCGACCGGUCUCAAAUCUCGACGAUUGCUCUCGCUGCUGCUAAUAAUGUCUAUUGGGUAACGCUCGGCGUUGUUGUAGGCCACUCUAUGUGUACCUUCGUUGCUGUUAUGGGUGGAAGAUACCUUGCAACCAAAAUAUCAGUUAAGACAGUUACCUACACAGGCGCCGUGCUCUUCAUCAUCUUUGGAUUUGUGUACCUUUAUCAAGCGUUGCACCCAGAAGCAGCUCAAUUGUUGUAG
This is a messenger RNA of Umbelopsis ramanniana AG, 930 nucleotides long. RefSeq lists its product as uncharacterized. The record is from RefSeq and is a predicted model, not a curated record. Lineage: Eukaryota; Fungi; Mucoromycota; Umbelopsidomycetes; Umbelopsidales; Umbelopsidaceae. The transcript has 4 exons. Gene Ontology annotation, molecular function: calcium ion transmembrane transporter activity; manganese ion transmembrane transporter activity. Bases 1 to 930 code for a protein of 309 amino acids. Gene Ontology annotation, cellular component: Golgi apparatus; fungal-type vacuole membrane. Gene Ontology annotation, biological process: calcium ion transmembrane transport; Golgi calcium ion homeostasis; manganese ion transmembrane transport.